Messenger RNA from Trichoderma citrinoviride, 876 nucleotides. Its product is annotated as NAD(P)-binding protein. NCBI's taxonomy places the organism in Eukaryota, Fungi, Ascomycota, Sordariomycetes, Hypocreales, Hypocreaceae. Gene Ontology annotation, molecular function: oxidoreductase activity, acting on NAD(P)H, oxygen as acceptor. Gene Ontology annotation, cellular component: intracellular anatomical structure. The record is from RefSeq and is a predicted model, not a curated record. Bases 1 to 876 code for a protein of 291 amino acids. The transcript has 3 exons.
AUGCAUACCUCGCCCACUCUCCAAUCUCACCCAGUGCUGCCUGUCAAUGGCGCUGCGAGACCUGCCGCCCCGUCUCACUUGCUCCCCGAGUUCAGUCUGAAAGACAAAGUUGUCGUCGUCAGUGGUGGUGGAAGAGGACUGGGCCUGGUCCAGGCUGAAGCAUUGAUGGAAGCAGGCGCCGUUGUGCACUGCAUCGACAUCCUGCCCGAUCCGUCUUCGGAUCCCACGUCCGAGUUUGCUGUCGUUGCUGGGCGUGCAAAGAAGGAACUCAACUCCCACUUGACAUAUCACCAAGUGGAUGUCACCGAGGAGCCGCAGGUGAAGGAAGUAUUUGAGAAGGUCGCAGAGAAGGAAGGUCGCUUGGAUGGCUGCCUUGUUGCUGCCGGGAUCAACUACGAGAGCCCGGCCCUCGAGUACUCCCCCGAGCAGAUUGACAGAAUGCUUCGCAUCAACAUCAAGGGCGCAUUCCUCACAGCCCAAGGCGCCGCUCGGAUAAUGGUUCGGUUUGGAACGCCCGGCAGCAUCUGCUUGAUUGCCAGCAUGAGCGGCACCAUUGCCAACCGUGGAAUGUUUGCAUCACUAUACAACACCUCCAAGGCUGGCGUUAUGCAGAUGGGUCGAAGCUUGGCCGCUGAAUGGGGUGUGCACGGCAUUCGUGUCAACACACUUUCGCCUGGAUACUGCCUAACCCAGAUGCUCCUCAACCUAUUCGAAGAGUACCCCGAGCGAAAGAGGCAGUGGCCCACGGAGAACAUGCUCCAGCGAUUCAGCGAGCCUCACGAGUAUCGCGGUGCCGCCGUCUUCCUCCUCAGCGAUGCCAGCAGCUUCAUGACGGGUAGCGACCUUCGUAUUGACGGCGGACAUUCUGCCUGGUGA